Selaginella moellendorffii is the source of this 2223-nucleotide messenger RNA. Its product is annotated as probable serine/threonine-protein kinase PBL11. The record is from RefSeq and is a predicted model, not a curated record. Lineage: Eukaryota; Viridiplantae; Streptophyta; Lycopodiopsida; Selaginellales; Selaginellaceae. Bases 643 to 1995 code for a protein of 450 amino acids. Gene Ontology annotation, molecular function: ATP binding; protein kinase activity. The transcript has 6 exons. Gene Ontology annotation, biological process: protein phosphorylation.
ACUUGAAAAACAUUGUACCUUUCAUUCUUAUCAUAUGCUUAUACUGAGCAACACCAGUGCCUUUCUCUGCCUUCUCACUGCCUGUCUCGCUGUCGCAUUCAGCACAGUGCCUCGGGUGAAAUUUUCUUCAUUCUUCUUCUUCUUCUUCCGCCUUGGUUUUCUUCUCUCACUCUAUGUCUCUCUCAUAAAGAAAUAAUCUUCUUCUUGCUUGCUUCCUUGCUUGUUUUGUUUCGCUGUUGUCUCGGUCUUCUCUCUCUCUUUACCCUCGCCGCUGUUCUUCUCUCAUGCUCCCUCUUAGUUAGGUGGAGCAAGUUCUCGCAGAUUUCGCAGUAACUAAUGGGUCGCGAAGUGAUCGAUUCGAGGAAGAAGCAGUGAGUGAGCGUUGGGGGGAGAAAGGAGCUCGUGUUUACCAGGUCAGUAGUCGCCAAACACGAGCACCGUGUUAUCGUGUUUUCCAGCGCUCACAUCCCCGGGAAUCUGGAACAAAAUGAGACGAAGGUAGAGGCGAGCGAGUGAUAGAUAGCUUUGGUACCUUGCCGGGAAGGAGGAAAGGAACGCUAGAUUCUCGAGAGCUCCACGAAGAUCUAAGAACUUGAAAGCAAAGGAUACAGAGUUAGAACCGAUAGCUCACCAGCACGGAGGAUGUGUUCUUGCUGGUCCGCUUUUGGGUCGGCUCUGGGACGAUGCGUCGGCAAGCAUCGAGAUAACGGCAGCGUGACCCCAAGCACAGAUCACCCGGAUUCGCCUGCGGAGCAAACCCCACAGACCCAGCGCAAGAAAUCCUUCUCCUCCUCCGACGUGCUGCCCUCCACUCCCAGGUCCGGAGAUGAGAUCCUCCGCCAGAGCUCCGGCCUCCGCGUGUUUAGCUUCGGUGAUCUCAAGUCCGCUACUCGGAACUUCCGGCCGGAUAGUUGGAUCGGGGAGGGCGGCUUCGGCCAUGUUUUCAAGGGGUGGAUCGACGAGAAUGGCACGGCCGCUGUUCGGCCCGGCUCGGGUUUAACUGUAGCAGUGAAGCAGCUGAAUCCGGAAGGAUUCCAAGGCCACCGAGAAUGGCUGGCGGAGGUGAAUUUUCUCGGCCAGCUUCACCAUUUCAAUCUCGUAAAGUUGAUUGGUUACUGCGCGGAGGACGAGCAUCGACUUCUUGUCUACGAGUUCAUGCCUCGCGGUAGCCUGGAAAACCAUCUAUUUCGCAAAGGAUCAUUGCCUCUAACUUGGGCGAUUCGAAUGAAGGUCGCAUUGGGAGCCGCGCAAGGCCUCGCCUUUUUGCAUCGGGAAGCUGUGAUCUAUCGCGACUUUAAAACUUCCAACAUCCUGCUAGACCAUGACUACACGGCCAAGCUCUCGGAUUUCGGCCUCGCGAAAGAUGGCCCGGAAGGAGACAAGACGCAUGUUUCCACACGAAUCAUGGGAACUUACGGCUACGCAGCUCCCGAGUACGUGAUGACUGGUCACUUGACAGCCAGGAGCGAUGUUUACAGCUUUGGAGUUGUCUUCCUGGAGAUGCUAACUGGCAGACGAUCCAUGGACAAGUCUAGACCCACUGGCGAGCACAACUUGGUGGAAUGGGCCAGGCCUUAUCUCCACGACAAGCGCAGGAUCUUCAGACUGGUGGAUCCAAAGCUCGACGGCCAGUGCCCCAUGAAAGCCUUCCAAAAGGCCGCUCAGCUCGCCGCGGCUUGCCUCAGUCGGGACGCAAAGUCGAGGCCGGAUAUGAAGGAGAUUGUUCGUCACCUGGAGCCUCUGCAAGUCACAAGCGACAUCACGGGUCAGCUCCAACCUCUAAACUACAACACAAAUCCAUACCCGAGCUCCAGGCCGAGACCACUGAUUGUAAACGGGAACUUCAGCCACCAUGGGAAUAACAACUCGCCAAAGGGACAUACUCAUCACCAUAGAAAUGGCUUUCCAAGUCCUGCCAGUGGUGGCGGAGCUCCAAACCAGCAAAGAUACCAGGCCUCGCCCAGGCGAUCACCCGCACGCUUCAACAGACGAUGACGAUGAAGAAAGAGUUGGAAUCUCCCUGGACUCUUUUUUAUAUCCUAUAUAUAUGUUACAGCAUACAAGGUCAGUGAGAGGCUGAUCGAAUAAGCAUUGAAGGAUUACCUCGAGAAUGAAGCUGCAAGAUAUGUACAUAUUGGUUUCGAGAAAAGUCGAGCCAACUCUGAUUUCCAAAAAGACACACACGACGAGAAUAUAUUACAAACAAAUGAAAGUUUCAUGGCU